Molecule: messenger RNA, 342 nt
Organism: Funneliformis geosporum
Lineage: Eukaryota; Fungi; Glomeromycota; Glomeromycetes; Glomerales; Glomeraceae
Source: the annotation of a GenBank genome assembly
AUGAUUAUUGAUUAUUUUGCAUGGCGAAAAGAUCUAGCAUCAAAAGAAUGUAACAUUUGUAAUAAUUGUCUUCAGCGUGUAUCUGAUAAACCAGUUUGGUCUCAAGCAAAGGAUAUUAAAAAUAAGUUUGGAGAACUGCCAGUUUAUCUAGAAAAAUUUUCAAGAAAGCUCAAAACUAAAGAGUAUGUAUUUUUGUUAUUAGAUGAUUUGAUUUUGUGUGAUCUUGUAAAAGAGAAUAUAAUUUUGACAAGAUUACCAAUGGCACAAACAUUUACUUGUAGUGUAUUUAUUAUUAGCAUUGCAGAUGGAGCCAUUGCUAAAACUAAUACAGAAGAUUGGUGA